AAGCAAGGUUGACGUCUCCGCCAUCUGUUUACAUUUGCGUCAUUGACUAACCAGAAACCCAGUAGCGCAGGACGACAGUGAAAUAUGGUGACUAAGCGAAUAAGGUCCGAAUACAUGAAGAAAUUUAAGGACCCAAAAUGGGAAACGUACGCAAAAUGUUAUGAGGAUUUGUUGAAGUACAGAUUGUCAAGACGACUGUUGGAGCAAGCGCACAACCCCUGGUUUUGGGGAGAAUGGGGAAGUGACACAGCGUCCAGUGGUAAAUCUACUCCUCUUUGUCGGAAUAAAGUCGAACCUCUGCAGCCUAAUAAUGAGACACCAAAGCCAGCAACUGAACCAGAACCACAAGGAGAAGAACAAGACAGAGAAGCUUUGGAAACCAAACUAGUCACCCAAGAUACUGAGCAGAGUCCUCAAGGCGAGAAGGAAGAGAAAAGCAGAGGAUGCUCUCCUGCUCACAACCCAGACCUAGAAACUGAUACUCAUACACCAAAUAAGUCAAAGAACAAACAACGCUCCUCACACAAGUACACAAGAUCAAAGAUCAAACUUUGUGACACCAAAGACACUGACAAAGAAAAUCGUCACCCUUUUGCCCUAUAUGGCUCAGGUGAGAGGCAGACAGAUAUAGCCUUCAAGAAAACUCAUAAUGUUGGUCCAGCCACAUCAACCUCUGAGAUCCAUGAAUCAGCUUUGCGAGCAAAAACCAGACGGGAGUUGGAAAAGCAGAUAAAGAGAGUUGACAAACAAAGAGCCAGAUCUGCUGACUUAGAAAUGAACAGAAGCAAGAUUGUCCCCGAGUACAACCCAUGGAUGACAGAGUACAUGCGCUGCUUCUCUGCUAGGUCUCGGUAAAAAUGGUUUCAGUAAUCCUUUGUGGGAAAAAAAUGUCUGUGACUAUCAAAAUCACUCAGGCUUAAAAACGAAUUCCACAUGAUGACUGCCGAAGGACAUGAAUAUAUCCAGCUCUUUUGCACUCUUCCAAAAGGGGUCAAAAUUAAUUAAACUCCAAUUUUAAUGCAGGGGUUUUAAAGUGUAUUUACAACAACGGACAUGUUACAUUUACCGGUACAUAUCAAACAUGAUAUGCCAAUCAACUGAUGCUGCAGGCAAACUGUCAAACAAUCGUAUGCCUUGUUGCAUGAUUUUGUAUAAACAAGUCACAUAGAUGUACAGACCAUGAGAUUUAUUUCUCUUUACAAUAAAAGUUAAAGUAAAUUAUAAACAAUUAAAUGCUCGGUAAUUAUCAGACCAUUACAGGUAUAUGUUGUAAUUUGAUUUAUGUAUUAAUUAAAUUGUUUGUGUUUUAUUGAUCAAUAUUUAGGGUCAGUGUAAGAAAAUCUAUUUUGUACUUUCUAGAACUUGGGAAGUGUAAAUUUAGUCACAAUUAUUUAAAUGGGCUGCCUCACUGGCAGUCCAACAGUAAUACUAAUAUUUGCUUCCUUUGAUUUGAGAUAUAUUAUAUUUGGUUUGUUGUAUGUGUAAGCUCAGGUGCAUUUCACAGGGUAUUCUAGCUGAACAGUUGUAAAUAUCAUUACAAUGUAGAAGUUGGGAAGCUGACACUGGUAUCUGAAGCAUGUAAUAGAUACAGCAAAAUCAUGUUUAAGGUUAUGAAGUUCAUCAUCAUGUAUAACUUACAUUCAGUGUGGUGAUUUGGUAUUUCAUUUAGUGGCACUCAGGUAUUUCAUUCUGGAGUAAAGAUGUAAAAAUGACAUUCAUCUAUACAAGGGUAUUGAAUUAAUUUCAACUUGAUGUCAGGACUUAUGUAUUUGGUUCAAUAUUUUGUAAUGGAAGAAUGCAUGUGUUGUAUGAACAAAUGUGCAGGUUUUGUUUCCACUUCUUUUCAACUUUGACAUUGUUCUGUAUGUAUUAUGUUGACAGUGUUAAUUUUACUGUAAGAGUAAUGAAGCCAUAAUGUUCAUGAACCACUAAUGCAUUGAGAUGACAAAUAUUCAUUCCAGAAUCUUAUUUAUAAUACGUGGAAGCUGGUUUGAAUGGUGUUUAGAAAAGGAUUACAUGCUUAGUCUGCCUGUGAAAUUUGAUAUAUGUUUGAAUGUGUAACAUUUAUAGGCGACUGGUGUUAUAGUUCCACUACAAUAAUGGGACUAUUGUGAUCG
Messenger RNA from Xyrauchen texanus (razorback sucker), 2117 nucleotides. Its product is annotated as centriole, cilia and spindle-associated protein-like. Gene Ontology annotation, biological process: regulation of mitotic spindle assembly. Gene Ontology annotation, molecular function: microtubule binding. The transcript is spliced from 4 exons. The record is from RefSeq and is a predicted model, not a curated record. Gene Ontology annotation, cellular component: cytoskeleton; spindle; ciliary basal body. NCBI's taxonomy places the organism in Eukaryota, Metazoa, Chordata, Actinopteri, Cypriniformes, Catostomidae. Bases 85 to 855 code for a protein of 256 amino acids.